AUCCUCUCUCCCGCUGCUCUAUCUUCCUCUCUGCUUUCUAUUUUUUCUUUUUCUGUUUUUUUCACUUCAAAGCUUCCAUUCUUGAUUCCUUUCUCAAUUUUUGGUAUUUUUAAGUGCCGUUUGCGGCAAAUUAAAGCUCACGGCGAGACUUACAAGUUGAUAGGAGCAAUUCCUUGGUUGGUGCACCAUAGGAAAUUCGAAAUCCUAGGGUUUGAGUAGAAAGCAAUCUUGUGGUCUUGUCAUAAAAUCUCCCUUGAUUAUUUGGUUUGGUGUACAGAGAUUAAAUUAAAUGAAAGUCUAGGAGAAAAUCAAAUUGGAUGGAAAUCUUAAGAAAGAGGCUGUUUAAUAAAGAGGCAUUUCUUCACACUUUCGACUGCAUUUCAUCAUGUGCACGAUGACCUCACACUGAUUUCUCCCCCUAUAAAAUACAUUCCAUGUCCAAAGGCAGGGCAAGUAAGCAGAGUUGCUCAAAAAUCUGUUAAUCACUUGCCUCCACAUCCUGUUUCCAUGGCUCCAGAACCCAUUUCUCCUAUCAAAACUGGUUACAUCCACGAUGUCCAAGAAUUGGGGAAGGCCAAAUCAGUGGCCAUUCCUGAAAGAUUCGUACGCGACAUGGCUGAAAGGCCAACAGACGUCACUGUAUCUUCUUCUAGCAGCAUUCCGGUUAUCGAUGUCUCAAAGCUUCUCAAAGGCAGCAAAGAUGAGUUCCAUACUGAACUCUUGAAGCUCUCCACUUCCUGCAAGGACUGGGGUUUUUUUCAGGUGAUUAAUCAUGGGAUUGAUCUGGUUUUGCUUGAGAGCAUGGAGAAGGUGGUCAUGGAGUUCUUCAUGCUACCUCUAGAGGAGAAACAGAAGUAUCCAAUGGUACCGGGAAUUGUUCAUGGAUACGGUCAGGCUCUCGUGUUCUCAGAGGAACAGAAGCUAGACUGGUGCAACAUGCUUGCACUUAUUAUUGAGCCUCACCACCUAAGGAAUCCAAAACUGUGGCCAACAACACCAGUCCGGUUUAGUGACACUAUAGAGGAAUACUCAAGAGAGAUGAAAAGACUCUGCCAAAACUUGCUCAAAUUUAUAGCUACAACCCUUGGCUUAAAACAGGACAUAUUUGGAGAGAUGUUUGGGGAGACAAUGCAAGCAGUGAGGAUGAACUACUACCCACCAUGUCCUAGACCUGACCUUGUUAUAGGUCUAAGCCCCCAUUCAGAUGGAAGUGCCCUCACAGUGUUGCAGCAAACGGGUAGCACAGUAGGCCUUCAAAUUCUCAAAGACAACAAAUGGGUAUCUGUUCAGCCAAUCCCUAACGCGCUUGUAAUCAACAUUGGAGACACCAUUGAAGUUUUAACAAACGGGCUAUACAAGAGUGUGGAACAUAGAGCAGUGACUCACAAUGAAAAAGACAGACUCUCAAUUGUCACAUUCUACGCUCCGAACCCUGAAGUUGAGCUUGGGCCAAUGCCAGAAUUGGUAGAUCAAAACAAUCCUUGCAAGUAUAGAAGAUACAACUAUGGAGAGUAUAGCCAGCACUAUCUGGCUGACAAGCUGCAAGGCAAGAAAAGACUCGAGUAUGCCAUGAUUCAAACAUCAUAAAAGGACCCCACUAGGUAGGGCUGACGCAAGGCUUGUUUGUUUUCAACGGCUGGGCCCACAAUUUCUCAAUCACUCUGAUGUCAAGCAGAGUUGUUGCCGGCCGUUUCUGGAACUUGUAUCCUUCUUUGUGUGGCUGUUGUUGCCUUAUGGGAUUUCUUACACUGGGUCCCAUGGUGGUUUGCGUUGUUAGGUGGCUUUUGUGUGUUUGCUUCUAUCUGUACUUUUGCUGGGGCUCGUCUUUGUAUGUUUGUGAUUGUGGGUUUUGUUGUUUUUGUUGUGGUGUUGUGGCUCGCUAAUGGUUUGUUUUGGCUGUAUUUGUGGUCAUGUAUCUUGUAGAUAUCGUAUGACUUCUUGUCUUUAACCAUGAAAAAAAUAAAAAAUAAAAGUUGUAGGCCUGGCUGCAAUUCAGUUUGUACAA
Molecule: messenger RNA, 2005 nt
Organism: Cornus florida
Lineage: Eukaryota; Viridiplantae; Streptophyta; Magnoliopsida; Cornales; Cornaceae
Product: protein SRG1-like
Exons: 6
Coding region: 508-1587 (359 amino acids)
Source: RefSeq, a predicted model, not a curated record